Molecule: messenger RNA, 2635 nt
Organism: Oryza brachyantha (malo sina)
Lineage: Eukaryota; Viridiplantae; Streptophyta; Magnoliopsida; Poales; Poaceae
Product: eukaryotic translation initiation factor 3 subunit A
Exons: 12
Coding region: 197-2593 (798 amino acids)
Source: RefSeq, a predicted model, not a curated record
AUCAUUCUUUUCUCGGUCGUCUCUCCCCCUCACGGCCGGCCGGCGAGCUCCCCUCCUCCUCGCUCUCCCCUGCGGCGGCCCAGGGCGGGGUCUCCUCCUCCGCACCGCUUGCGCCAGUCUCCCGCGACCAGUGCAUUGUGUUUGUAUUUGUGUUCUUUGAUUCACAUUGGAGGGCUGUUUACAUAUAUGAGCAAAAAUGAGUGGUGUACCCAAGAGGUCGCAUGAAGAGGCUAGUCACUCCACACCUGGAAAACGGCCUUUGGAUGACAGCAGCUUGUAUUCAAGCCCUUCUGGGAAACUUGUUCAACCAGGUGGCAGUGAUUUCCAUGGUUCGUUUGAACAUGAUGGAAGAUUUCCCAAAGUUCCACGCAUUGAGUCCCGGGAUGAUAAGAGGCCGUCUCUGGCUCAUAGGAUGCCUAUUGGCUCCUCCAACUUUGUGGAUCACUCAAGCUCAUCUGAUGGCAGAUUAGAAUCAAAACAAAAUAAAGAUCCACGGGACACUAAGGUAGAUGUUCGGGAGGCAAAGGCUGACACUCGGGAUGUCUAUAGUGAUUCCAGGGUUGAAUUUCCAGGUAAUAAAGUUGAGACUGAUGUAAAGACGGACAAUAGGACAGAUGAGAAUGAAAUAAGAGCCGACAGACGGACACAUGGUGACUACAAAGGUGAUGCCAAAUUGGACAAAGAUGGUCAUCCUACAGCAAUUUCAAACAUAGCCUGGAAAGAUAACAAAGAACAUAGGGGCAAAAGAAAUAUUGAUCCUUCUGAUAAUUCAGAAUGGCGCUUUCCCCGCCCUAGCUUGCAAGGAACAGAUGAAUCUGCCAAAGUUCCAGCUCAUGCAGAUGAGCGGUCCAAGGAUGCUCAUGAAUCUACUGGUGAGAAUAAAACUGAACCUAGAACUGAAGAUAAGUUUAGAGACAAGGACAGGAAAAAGAAGGAUGAAAAGCAUAGGGAAUUUGGCACAAGAGACAAUGAUAGAAAUGAUCGCCGAAUUGGUAUUCAGCUUGGAGGCAAUAGUGUUGAACGAAAAGAAAACCAGAGGGAAGAUAGGGAUGCUGAAAAGUGGGACAGGGAAAGGAAAGAUUCGCAGAAGGACAAGGAAGGGAAUGAUAGGGAGAAGGAUCCUGCAAAGGAGUCAUCAGUAGCAACUGAAAAGGAUAAUGCAAUACUGGAAAAAACUGCAUCUGAUGGAGCUGUUAAAAGUGCUGAGCAUGAGAAUAAAACAAUAGAACAGAAGACACUUAAAGAUGACACAUGGAAAUCACAUGAUAGAGAUCCUAAGGACAAGAAAAGAGAAAAGGAUAUGGAUGCAGGCGAAAGGCAUGACCAGAGGAGUAAAUAUAAUGACAAGGAAUCAGAUGAUACUUUCACUGAAGGAGAUAUAGAGAAGGAUAAGGAAGCCCUUGGAAGUGUCCAACGCAGGAGGAUGGUGCGACCAAGGGGUGGUAGUCAAGCAUCCCAACGAGACCAUCGAUUUCGGUCUAGGGUGCGUGAUGGCGAAGGAUCUCAAGAUAAGUCUGAGGUAUCAGCAAUUGUUUAUAAAGCUGGUGAGUGCAUGCAAGAGCUUCUGAAAUCAUGGAAAGAGUUUGAAGCAACCCCAGAAGCUAAAAAUGCUGAAAGUGUGCAAAAUGGUCCUACUCUUGAAAUUCGUAUACCUGCGGAAUUUGUUACGUCCACUAACCGUCAAGUAAAAGGUGCUCAACUUUGGGGAACGGAUGUUUACACGAACGAUUCAGAUCUUGUUGCUGUGCUAAUGCAUACUGGUUACUGCUCCCCUACAUCAUCACCUCCACCAUCUGCAAUCCAAGAGCUACGGGCAACUGUUCGAGUUCUACCCCCACAAGACAGCUAUACUUCAACUUUAAGGAACAAUGUACGUUCACGUGCUUGGGGUGCUGGUAUUGGUUGUAGCUUUCGCAUAGAACGCUGCUGCAUUGUUAAGAAAGGUGGUGGUACUAUUGAUCUUGAGCCUCGCCUUAGCCAUACAUCAGCCGUAGAGCCUACACUUGCCCCGGUUGCAGUGGAGCGUACAAUGACAACAAGAGCGGCAGCUUCUAAUGCCUUACGUCAACAAAGAUUUGUUCGGGAAGUCACUAUACAGUACAAUCUCUGCAAUGAACCAUGGUUGAAAUAUAGCAUAAGCAUUGUGGCUGACAAGGGAUUGAAGAAGUCUCUAUAUACUUCUGCAAGGCUAAAGAAGGGUGAAGUUAUAUACUUGGAAACACAUUAUAAUAGUUUUCACAGGUAUGAGCUGUGCUUCAGUGGAGAAAAGACUCGCUCUAUUGGGUCAAGCUCGAACGCAUCGGAUGCAGAACCGGAGAAACACCAGAAUAGUGGCCACCACCACCACCAUUCACAAAAUGGGGAAAGGGCCUCUAUGGAACAUGAACUCCGUGACUUGUUCCGGUGGUCUCGUUGUAAGAAGGCCAUGCCUGAGACUGCCAUGCGCUCCACUGGUAUCCCGUUGCCACCCGAUCAACUUGAGGUGCUGCAAGACAAUUUGGAAUGGGAGGAUGUGCAGUGGUCACAGACCGGUGUCUGGGUUGCUGGGAAGGAGUAUCCUCUUGCCCGGGUGCAUUUCCUCUCGGCAAACUAAAGCCUUCCAGCCCCUGAAGUGGGUGGUAGCGGCAGGUCCAUG